AUGCCUCCUGUAACUAAAGCAUCCAAGCCAAUUUACGACUACAUUGUCAUCGGUGGUGGUUCUGGUGGUAUGGCCGGUGCUAGAAGAGCUGCUGGCGUUCAUGGCGCAAGUGUUGCCUUGAUUGAGGGCCACAGCGUCUUGGGAGGUACUUGUGUAAAUGUAGGCUGUGUACCCAAAAAGGUCAUGUGGAACACAGCCUCUGUCUUUGAGACACUGCGUCAAGCGAAGGGCUAUGGCUAUGAAUUUGGUGAAGUCGGUUUUGAUUGGUCUAUCAUCAAGGCAAAGCGUGAUGCGUUUAUAAAGCGCUUGAACGGUAUCUACGACGCCAAUGCUGUCAGAGAGAACGUAGAGCAGUUCCAUGGUCACGCCAGUUUUGUCAAUGCCAGCACUAUCUCGAUUGCUCGCCAAGGUGCUGAUCCCAUCGAAAUCAAAGGCAAACACAUCCUUAUUGCUACUGGUGGUCAUGCCAUUAUUCCCAAGGUUCCUGGGGCUGAACUCGGUAUUACAUCUGACGGCUUCUUUCAAUUGGAAUCUCAACCCAAACGUGUGGCUGUGGUAGGUACGGGUUACAUUGGUAUUGAACUCGCUGGUAUCUUUCACGCAUUGGGUACAGAUGUUACCAUCUUCUCCCGCACAAAGCAAAUUUUGAGAAAGUUCGAUACCAUUAUCAAGGAUACUUUGCUGGAGCACAUGCAAAAGACGGGCGUCAAGUUUACCUUUGAUUCCAAAGUCACUGCUUUGAAGAAAUCUGCCACUGGUAUCGUUGUAGAAUACGAUUCUGCUGGUCAAAAGGGUGAGCUUGAAGUUGACACUGUGCUCUGGGCUGUUGGUCGUGCUUCUAAUACUGAAGGCUUGAACGUUGCCGCUGCUGGUGUCAAGAUCAAUGACAAGCAUCAAAUUGUCGUGGACGAGUAUCAAAAUACCACUGCUCCCAACAUUUAUGCUCUUGGUGAUGUCGUCGGUAAGGCUGAAUUGACUCCUGUAGCCAUUGCUGCUGCUCGUAAGCUUAGUGAUCGUCUCUUUGGUGGUCCUCAAUUUGCUCAAUCCAAGUUGGAUUACAUCAACAUCCCCACUGUCGUCUUUUCUCAUCCUACAUCAGGUACAGUGGGUUAUACAGAGGACGAAGCUCGCGCCAAGUUUGGCAAUGACAAUAUCAAGGUGUAUACAAGCAGAUUUGGAAACAUGUACUUUAGUGUUCUUGAUGAGAAGGAGCCCACUGCUUACAAGAUCAUUGUCAGCGGUCCUGAAGAAAAGGUGGUUGGUCUUCAUAUUAUUGGGAGAAACAGUGAUGAAAUCAUGCAAGGUUUCGGUGUCGCUAUUUGUAUGGGUGCUACCAAGGCAGACUUUGACAACUGUGUUGCCAUCCAUCCUACCUCUGCAGAGGAAUUAGUCACUAUGCGAUAA
This is a messenger RNA of Mucor velutinosus, 1404 nucleotides long. RefSeq lists its product as uncharacterized. The transcript has a single exon. Gene Ontology annotation, biological process: cellular response to oxidative stress; glutathione metabolic process; cell redox homeostasis. Gene Ontology annotation, molecular function: NADP binding; flavin adenine dinucleotide binding; glutathione-disulfide reductase (NADPH) activity. The coding region runs from base 1 to 1404 and encodes 467 amino acids. NCBI's taxonomy places the organism in Eukaryota, Fungi, Mucoromycota, Mucoromycetes, Mucorales, Mucoraceae. The record is from RefSeq and is a predicted model, not a curated record. Gene Ontology annotation, cellular component: mitochondrion; cytosol.